This is a messenger RNA of Aspergillus glaucus CBS 516.65, 843 nucleotides long. RefSeq lists its product as uncharacterized. Bases 285 to 665 code for a protein of 126 amino acids. NCBI's taxonomy places the organism in Eukaryota, Fungi, Ascomycota, Eurotiomycetes, Eurotiales, Aspergillaceae. The record is from RefSeq and is a predicted model, not a curated record. The transcript has 2 exons.
CGACGAGAAGGAUUCGACUAUCGAACUCUGGAUCUACAACAUGGAAUAAUUAUAUGGGAACAUCACAUAUCCACCAGCCAGCCACAGCACCGGAUGGGCAAUCUUUCCACCAGGGGUGUUAGUUUUCAACUCAAGAUCAUGGAGAACAGACAGCUCAGUCGGCAAGAUUCAAUAUAAAUACAGCACUAAGCCUCCCUGUUCUCUCCUCCAAUUCCCUUCCCUCACUCAUCUCCUGAAGCACAUUAUUCCAUAACCACAACAACCAACGCCAGGUUACAAACAAAAUGAAGCUCAGCACCGUCUCCCUUUCACUUUUCCUUGCGGCUGUCUCCAUUGCCGCCCCGGUCAAUGCUGAUGCCAGCGGUGCUUCCCUCAGCCGUGAGGGAUCAACUGACCCAGGACUCAGUAAUGCUGUGUAUAUCGAAAAGAAAUCAGUUCUUGAUGACCUUUCUGACCCUAUUAACAACAAUGUCCUUCCUGUCGCCAAGAGACAAAUCGAAGGAGAAGGAGAGGCAGAAGGACAAGGAGAAGCAGAAGGAGAAGCUCAACAAGAAGGAGGAGGAGAUGGAGAUGGAGAUGGAGAAGGAAAGAUAGGAGGAAAAAUAGGAGGAGGAGGAAAAAUAGGAGGAGGAGGAAAGAUAGGAGGAGAAGGAGGAGCCUUUUGAGGUCUGACGUACAAAUGGAGAUGGGUCUGAAGUGGAUUUUUCUUGUGGAAAUUCUUGAUUCAUGUUGUGCUCUAUAUCACUCUGUUUCGGACUCUUUCUGAAGUGGUACUGUUAUGUCUCAUUUUACAAUAUAUAUUAAUUAUGCAUGCAGCAUCUGAAGGACUAUUUCAAUUGGGCU